GGAGCAAGGCACACUGUAAACAACCAGUGACCCACCCACAUGCAGCCUCUCGCCUGACUCUGCUGCUUCAGCUCUUAAGCUCCACAGGCAACAGGUAGCUAGCCCCUGGUCUCCUGAAGAAAAAAUGCCAUUCGGCUCCUGCCCACUUUGGAAAACACUGGGUUUUAUAAGCUUAGCAGUGCUUCUUGCAGAUUUUACUAAAAUUGGAGCUUUUGCUAAUCCAAAUGAAUGUAAGAGUGCAACCAUAGAUGAUGUCAAUGAGAGUCUUAAGAAAUAUUCAAACUGUUUUGAUGAAAUGAUCCCUGAGAGUAAAAAAUCUUCAAUCAAUUUCCUUGUCUGGACACUGCAAGAAAUGCUUGAUCUCCUGCGCCCUGUUCAAGAGAAAUCUUUCAAGCAGCUUCCUCCUUGCCCGCUCCCACAACCCCCCAGAAAUGGUGGGCUGGUGUGUGUCACCAUUGACAACGCUCAGUACUGCAAACCCAUGUGCAACAAGGGUUAUGACUUCCAAUUCCUCAGAAGGAGCAGACUGUAUGAAGUAUGUGGCAGCAGAACUGGUUUUUCCUGGACAACACAGUUUGCUGGGGGAAAGGCACUGGCUGUUUGUAAGCCCUCUGAGAUAGCCGUCAGUGGAGCUGAAUCUGCCUAUUUCCCUGCCAACAGCACCUGUCUGCGCACAUUAGCCUUCAGUGAAACUCAGACUGAUCAGCUCAACACGUUCCUCAAAGAGCUUGGUGAGCAAGGCAUUGAUGGCUCCAACCGUGACAAGGAUGCUGAUUGUAUCAUCUGUGGUUACUAGCACCAAAAAGCUUGUGUUACAGACCAACCAGCCGUCUGCAAUCUGACAUGGGCAUUUUGACAAGAGAAGCAGAGCAGUGAAAUCGUUGCUAAGACAUGUAAACAUACAGCUUUUAUUUGGCUAAAGAACUAGAGAUCAUAGUCCUAAUUUGACCUCAGCUCUUGGAUACAGAUAUAUAAGCUAAACCUAGUCGCAUAGCUCAUGGCAGAGGUGUUUCAAAGAAACUUCACUUUUAUGGCUUAAAUUUGUCUAGCUGGAAUUAAAUAAGAAAUAGAAUUGUUUCAUGGUUGCAGUCAUUAGUUAAACACAGUAAUUUUUAUCAGAAAUCACCUUCUGUCAGGUGUUAGUUUUACUUCUAGUUGCUUUUACAGGUGCCAAUUAGUCACUGUUUUGUUUCUCUGAUGACCAUUAAAGCAGUGCAAGUCACUGGU
Pezoporus occidentalis (night parrot) is the source of this 1227-nucleotide messenger RNA. RefSeq lists its product as uncharacterized. NCBI's taxonomy places the organism in Eukaryota, Metazoa, Chordata, Aves, Psittaciformes, Psittacidae. The transcript has 6 exons. The coding region runs from base 125 to 796 and encodes 223 amino acids. The record is from RefSeq and is a predicted model, not a curated record.